CACUCUUUUACAACAAUGUUGAACUCUUUACUCUCUUUCUUCAAUAGCAAGUCAUUAGACGACACAAUGGAACUCAGGAAGCCUGGCGUCAAAAAUGCUAUAUAUAGAGAUGAGUUGAGUAAGAAGCCAAUUUCAAAUUACAGGCAAAAGAUUAACUGCAGUUACUUGGAAAGUUCGGAACCACUGCUCAGCAAGAGGGAAGAAAAAGAAGAUCGAAAAGGAGUAGUGGUGAUGAGAGUAAAAGUUAAGAUGACAAAGCAAGAAGCAGCUCGAAUGCUUUCCAGGUGCAAAAAUGGAGGGGUUCUUGAAUUCAAGGAUGUGGCAAAUGAGCUCACAAAGAUUCCAAUCAAUCGUGUUACCCUUGAUCAGUCCCCUGCUUGUACUAGCAGUGCUGCAGGUCCCGUUUUGAAGAGCAUCCCUGAAGAAUAUUGAGAUCGGAGUUCCGUUGCAGCUUCCGUUAUUAGGAAGAAUACUAUUAGCUAGCACUAAUUCUUUUCCCUCCAUCAUAAAGUAGCAAAUAUAUUAGCAGGGGAGUUUACUUGAGAUGUUUUGUAAUAGACAUUUUCUUAAAAUUUGAAUUCGGAUAUUCAUUGUUGGUUGACAUUUAAAUUAAUCUCAUACUGAUUAAAGGAGCAUUGACCAACCCCAAUUCUAAACUUUGCUUGUUUGGGAGGUCCCCUGGGAGUCUUGGCUUGGACAUCAAUUAGUACUGUAGCAAGCAAAGACUUCAACUAGGUAGACAUAUGGUAAAGCUGGUUUUGAAUUUGGUGAAGACUCCAAUAUGAAGUACAUGACCCAGAGAAAUAUGAAG
Rosa chinensis is the source of this 811-nucleotide messenger RNA. RefSeq lists its product as uncharacterized. The record is from RefSeq and is a predicted model, not a curated record. Lineage: Eukaryota; Viridiplantae; Streptophyta; Magnoliopsida; Rosales; Rosaceae. Bases 16 to 432 code for a protein of 138 amino acids. The transcript has a single exon.